This is a messenger RNA of Limulus polyphemus (Atlantic horseshoe crab), 2134 nucleotides long. RefSeq names its product zinc finger protein Noc-like. Gene Ontology annotation, cellular component: nucleus. The record is from RefSeq and is a predicted model, not a curated record. Gene Ontology annotation, biological process: negative regulation of DNA-templated transcription. The coding region runs from base 52 to 1332 and encodes 426 amino acids. Lineage: Eukaryota; Metazoa; Arthropoda; Merostomata; Xiphosura; Limulidae. The transcript has 2 exons.
CCGAUCGGUUGUGAGAGUGGAACGAAUGCGAUAACAGUAGCUUUAUAUGUGAUGCUAGAUUUUUACAACAUGUUAACUUCCGCAAAUCACCACUACAUCCAACCAGAAUAUUUGUCUCCUCCCCCUACAACGCUUGAUGCCAAGAGCAGUCCCUUAGCUCUACUAGCCCAAACAUGUAGACAGAUAGGUUCUGACAAUACUUUGGUAGUAAGCCUUGAGAAGACAAAACAUAAUGACAGAAGCAGGGAGAAAAUAUCUUUCAAGUCAUUUGACUCUUCUGCCAAGACAAACAGAAGUGACAGUGGCGAGAGACCUUCACCUUUAGGUAAAUCAGGUUUUCCCAUUGUAUGUGAAAGUCCAGAAAAGAUCCGAACGCACGAUUUGUUUCUUAGAAAUAGCUCGCGUAAUUCUGAAGGAGGAACCGUGACCAGUCUCAAAUCAGGAACUUCGACGUCGACCAGUCCGGUCAGCCAGAAUACCGUAGGAUACGGUGUACCCAGCGACUAUUUACAUGCACUGGACCCGGGAUCUAUCAAGGCUGUGCUCGGUUCGAUACCAAGUAUAAGCCCCUUGAGUACUUACAAGUCUGGGAUGAACCCACUGGUCAGUUGUGUGGGAUGUUCGCAUACUCUCGGCUACGUGCCUGUUGAUACCCCUUCCUCUGCUUACAGCACACAAAGGAGUUCUACCCCUGUGAAACCUAGGGUGUUUUCUAUAGGAAGAGGGGUAUCCCCUUACAUGGGGUAUACGCGAGUUAAGACUCCAGGGGGUGGAUCAACGGUUAUACCCCUGUAUCAAGACCCUUCUUGUAUCAGUUGUCAGUUUGGUGUUCAAAAUGAUCAGCUCAAUCAGUGCCGUAGCAGUUGUGGUAAGUACAGCUAUGAACGACAGCCUAGAGUAGAACUUGCGGGCUCAGUGCCUGGAUUCUUCGGAUCCGGUUCGCCCACCAACGUAGCCAACCUUUACCCAAACUCCUUGAUGCCUCGGCCUAACGUCUGUAACUGGAUGGUUGGGGAGAGUUUCUGUGGAAAGCGCUUCAGCUCCCCUGAAGAACUAUUUCAACAUUUACGAACUCACGCAUCUUCUUCUGGUGGAGACAGCAGCUUAUUUUCUGCAUCCUAUCGUCUUAAUCAUGGAUCACCCAUCACAUCCACAACCCAAAAAGGGGUUCGACGCUCCUACCCCACGGGCCUCAGUCCGGUAAGCAACAGAUUCCACCCUUACACACCUUCCCACACGACUCUUCCACAAGUUCCUUACCCAGGACUCGGCCUUUACUAUUCGCCAAGCAGUUACUAUGGUCAGAGACUAGGACCGCCUGUUCAUCUUUGAGAUCAAAGCAAUGAUUAUUUAAUGGGAGAAAAAGAGAAACCAAAGCCUUAUUAAUAUGUGAAUAUAUAUGCAUGACAGACAAUUAAUAUUUCAUGGGGAAAGAACAUGCUUUUUUUUUUUACUCUUGCGAAGUAAUCUAUAUAUUAAUGUCUUUCUGAUUUUAGACGUUUCGUUAAACAACGGUGUUGAAAUAAUUAUAUAAAUUAAAUUUAUAUAUUUUUUCCUCUUAUUGUACAGAAAAGGUUUAGACAUAUUUGCUUUUUCCAAGUUAUUUCCUCCUCAAAUGUUUUACUUUGCUACUAUAGCUCUUGUUUAGUUGUAACAGAUUGUGAAUAGUAUUAAAUAUUAGAAGAUCUUGAGAACGUUAGUGAAAUUCGAAAAUUAUAUCAGUAUAUGUCAGUGUCAACUUUUGGCUUUUUUGUUUUAUUUGUUUGUUAUUAAACACAAAUCUACUCAAUGGGCUAUUUGUGCUCUGCCAACUGCGGGUAUCGAAACGCGAUUUUCAGCAGUAUAAGCUCUCUGACGUAUAGAGCUGAGCGGUCCGAGGGAUUUUGUUUUGGGUAGGAAAAAAUUAAAGACAUUAAAAACGAGGCAUCGUGUGGUUAUUAUCCGAAUUCCCUUUUUAACGGUUUCUACUUUGAUUAAUAGCGGUAUGUCUGCGGACUUACAACGCUAAAAUCCGGGUUUCGAUACCCAUGGUGGGCACAGCACAGAUAGCCCAUUGUGUAGCUUUGUGCUUAAUCACAAACAAACGUUCUUUGUUAAUUUACAGAUUGUAAAUAACUUCUCACAUAUUAAACAA